UUAUACUUGCAGGUCAUGGAAGAAUUGAUCCAGAAAUUCCUUUUUGCAUUGUGUGGGUGUUGCGCACUUCUUUUCUGCAUUGUUGUGUUCCUGUGCAUCACCGUGAGGCGAAUCCGUCGGGACCUGAAUGAACUCGCAAGAAAUGGAAACAUUUACGCUGAACCCAUAAGAGGUGGCAUGGAAGAGGGAGGAAUCAAAGGUAAGACUGACAUGAAAAGGUUGAGCUCGUCCGCAACCCGUUACACUGUGGAACCAGGCCAACCAAAGCCAGCAAACAGGAGGUCUGCGAUACAUUCAGAACCGGAUGAAACUAUCACAUACCUUACCAGGCCUGGUGAAGAGACUGCAGCUCAGAACGAUGGCUCGACUACCGAGACUAUUGCCUUGGGAUACGUCAAUCAAGCUUUCCAAUCAGGUGCUAAUGCCGACCAAGGAUGCACCUCCACCGGCAGCGAUGGUGUAUUCGAGAACGACCAACCAAUUUAUAGCAACGAUGGCAAUGAACAAGAGAGUUGCGAAAAUGGGGCAGUGAACGAGCCAAUAUACGGGAACUGGGGCGAUAUGGCGGAUUUGAAUAACCCUGAACUGCCCCACAGAUCAUACACUAUGGAUAUUGGUGAACUUAGAUGAGAAGAAUGUCUUACUAAGAAUUGCCGAAGAGAAUAAAUGGCUUUAAUACAAACCUGAACCGAAUGAAGCCAUGCUUGGAAUUCUUGCCCAUUAUACUUAACCAUACUGAGGCUGACACUUCCGCUGCUAAUUCAGAAACGAUGCAAUCAAUGAUUGAAAAACUGACUUAUUAUCGCGACAAAAGUUUGGAACCAACUUAUUUUUAGGUGACACCUUUCUUCUGUGCCAGAAAUGUGUUCGUUUUUGUUUUAUGGGUCAUGGACAAUGUAACAAAUGUCAUAAUUCGUUUUUGCAGGCUAAAUAAACAAAUAAAGUAUUGUUUGUUAGUUUUUUGUA
Pocillopora damicornis (cauliflower coral) is the source of this 966-nucleotide messenger RNA. RefSeq lists its product as uncharacterized. The record is from RefSeq and is a predicted model, not a curated record. NCBI's taxonomy places the organism in Eukaryota, Metazoa, Cnidaria, Anthozoa, Scleractinia, Pocilloporidae.